GGCUUGGCUCCGCGAGGCCCGUGCAUUCCAGAGAGCCGAGCGAGCUAGAGCAACAAAGGAGCCGGGGAGUCGGUGGGGAGAAGUCGGGGGUCUGCGGCGCGCUCGGGCGAAGGUGGCGGCUGGGCCGCGGGGCUGGCGCAGAGGCGAAGCCGGGGAGCUAUCCCCCACCGCCUGCCCGCGCCUGGCCUCCAUCGCGGGGCUGGAAGAUAGUUUUAAGAGGGAAUGGGGCUGGAGAUUGGGGGCCCAGGGGGCUCCCGGGGCUGAAGACAACUUGGAUUGCCCGGAGAAAGAGUAGGGAGUUGUGCAUCCCGGCCGGGGCCUCCGCCGCCCAACAUGGGCCCCGGGUUCCAAAGUUUGCGAAGUUGGGCGCCGAGGGCCCGCGGCUCGCGGAGCGUGCGAGGGGGCCCGGCACCGGAUUCGCCGGGCGCACAGGUCGCCUGAGCCACAUCCGCGGCCCCAAGGGUUGCGUGUGUGGCCGGGGGGCUCCGGGGAGCGGGCGGGGGCGCCGGGGCUUCUGCUGAGUUGGCGGGUUUGGCCAUGGCCGCUGCCCGCCUCGCACUGGGGCCAGGGAUCCUGCUCCUGGGGCUGCUGCUGCUGCUGCUGCUGCUGCUGGGGGGCCCAGGCCGGGGGGCGGCCUUGAGCGGGAACGCGACUGGGCCUGGGCCGCGGAGCGCGGGCGGGAGCGCGAGAAGGAGCGCGGCCGUGACCGGCCCUCCGCCGCUGCUGAGCCACUGCGGCCGGGCAGCCCCCUGCGAGCCGCUACGCUACAACGUGUGCCUGGGCUCGGCGCUGCCCUACGGGGCCACCUCCACUCUGCUGGCCGGGGACUCGGACUCCCAGGAAGAAGCGCACGGCAAGCUCGUGCUCUGGUCGGGCCUCCGGAACGCCCCCCGCUGCUGGGCAGUGAUCCAGCCCCUGCUGUGUGCUGUGUACAUGCCCAAAUGUGAGAAUGACCGAGUGGAGCUGCCCAGCCGCACCCUGUGCCAGGCUACCCGAGGCCCCUGUGCCAUUGUGGAGAGGGAGCGUGGCUGGCCCGACUUCCUGCGCUGUACCCCUGACCACUUCCCCGAGGGCUGCCCGAAUGAGGUGCAGAACAUCAAGUUCAACAGUUCGGGCCAGUGUGAGGCUCCCUUGGUUCGGACCGACAACCCCAAGAGCUGGUAUGAGGACGUGGAGGGAUGUGGGAUCCAGUGCCAGAACCCGCUGUUCACUGAGGCCGAGCACCAGGACAUGCACAGCUACAUCGCGGCCUUCGGCGCAGUCACAGGCCUCUGCACGCUCUUCACCUUGGCCACAUUUGUGGCUGAUUGGCGGAAUUCGAAUCGCUACCCUGCUGUUAUUCUCUUCUACGUCAAUGCGUGUUUCUUUGUGGGGAGCAUCGGCUGGUUGGCCCAGUUCAUGGACGGCGCCCGCCGGGAGAUCGUCUGCCGUGCAGAUGGAACCAUGAGGCUCGGGGAGCCCACCUCCAAUGAGACCCUGUCCUGCGUCAUCAUCUUUGUCAUCGUGUACUACGCCCUUAUGGCUGGUGUCGUCUGGUUUGUGGUCCUCACCUAUGCCUGGCACACCUCCUUCAAAGCCCUGGGCACCACCUAUCAGCCUCUCUCCGGCAAGACCUCCUACUUCCACCUGCUCACGUGGUCACUCCCGUUUGUCCUCACUGUGGCAAUCCUUGCCGUCGCCCAGGUGGACGGGGACUCUGUGAGCGGCAUCUGUUUUGUGGGUUACAAGAACUACCGAUACCGUGCAGGCUUCGUGCUGGCCCCGAUUGGCCUGGUGCUCAUUGUGGGAGGCUACUUCCUCAUCCGAGGAGUCAUGACUCUGUUUUCCAUCAAGAGCAACCAUCCCGGGUUGCUGAGUGAGAAGGCUGCCAGCAAGAUCAACGAGACCAUGCUGCGCCUCGGCAUUUUUGGCUUCCUGGCCUUUGGCUUUGUGCUCAUCACCUUCAGCUGUCACUUCUACGACUUCUUCAACCAGGCUGAGUGGGAGCGCAGCUUCCGGGACUAUGUGCUGUGCCAGGCCAACGUGACCAUCGGGCUGCCCACCAAGAAGCCCAUUCCUGACUGUGAAAUCAAGAAUCGCCCCAGCCUCCUGGUGGAGAAGAUCAACUUGUUUGCCAUGUUUGGAACCGGCAUUGCCAUGAGCACCUGGGUCUGGACCAAGGCCACGCUGCUCAUCUGGAGGCGCACCUGGUGCAGGUUGACUGGGCAGAGUGAUGAUGAGCCCAAACGCAUCAAGAAGAGCAAGAUGAUCGCCAAGGCCUUCUCCAAGCGGCGUGAGCUGCUGCAGAACCCAGGCCAGGAACUCUCCUUCAGCAUGCACACUGUCUCCCACGACGGGCCUGUGGCGGGUUUGGCCUUUGACCUCAACGAGCCCUCUGCUGAUGUGUCCUCUGCCUGGGCCCAGCAUGUCACCAAGAUGGUGGCUCGGAGAGGAGCCAUACUGCCCCAGGAUGUGUCUGUCACCCCUGUGGCAACUCCAGUGCCCCCAGAGGAAAAAGCCAACCUGUGGCUGGUUGAGGCAGAGAUCUCCCCAGAGCUGGAGAAGCGCCUGGGCCGGAAGAAGAAGCGGAGGAAGAGGAAGAAGGAGGUGUGCCCGCUGGUGCCACCUCCUGAGCUUCACCACCCUGCCCCUGCCCCUGCCCCUGCCCCUGCGGCCAGUGCUGUUCCUCGACUGCCUCAGCUGCCCCGGCAGAAGUGCCUGGUGGCCGCAGGUGCCUGGGGAGCUGGGGAAUCCUGCCGACAGAGAGCCUGGACCCUGGUCUCCAACCCUUUCUGCCCAGAGCCCAGUCACCUGCAGGAUCCAUUUCUGCCCAGUGCCCCAGUUCCCACGGCGGCCUGGGCUCAGGGCUGCCGGCAGGGGCUGGGGCCCAUUCACUCCCGCACCAACCUGAUGGAGGCAGAGCUCAUGGAUGCAGAUUCAGACUUCUGAGCCCGGAGAGUGGGACCCGGGAUAGGAAAGAGCAGCAAAUACCAUUCUGAGGUUCUUCAUCCUCCCUGAGAGUGCUUCCCCAGGGUCUUGUCUUCCAGAGCACCUGAGGGUGCCGUGCCCUCCCAGGAGGGCUCUAUAUGUCUGGCUCAGGGCAGCAGGACUGUGGGAAAGGGCCCUGACAUCUCUACGGGCAGGCCUCAUCCAGGGAAGGACCCUGGAGCUCAGGGUCCUUGUUUCUGCCCCACCAGCUGGAGUCUGGCUGGCAGUAUCCAUGUGCAGCAGGGUCAUGAGAUCUGCAGAGCUUGGGGGCUGGGGGGGCAGUGACAGUGGAGGCAGGGGUGACAGUACCCAGAGUGGCCUGUGGUAGCCAAUGAGGCAGCCAGGCCCAUACCUGGCAGAUGAGGGCUGGCUGCCCUUUUCUGUGCCAGUGGAUGCCCUUUUCUGGCACUCUCAGACCAAAUGUGUUUAUUGUGUCAUUAGUCCUUUGUCUAGGUGGGGACGGGGCUCCCUUCUCCCUCUUCUAGGUGGUUGUGGAGCUGGAAGUGCCUAUUCCCGUAGGGGCUAUAGCCUCUCUUCACAGGUGCCCGGUUGGCCCGACCCCAGGCCAGUAGCCCGUCCUGUAUGCUCCUGUACCCUCCUUCCCCUUUCCCAUUUCAGUGCAACCAGGCCAACCUCUACCUGUUUCCCUGUUCGUUGAUUAGGACCCAGAACUGCUGCAUGCUCCAUUCCUCCCCCAUCCCCCACCCUUUUGAUGCUGGCUUCAUCUCCAGGUGAGAGACUGGUUCAGCUAUAGAGCCUGGCGUGGUGUAGAAGCGUGUUCUCCCUUCCUCCCGUCCAUCCAGUGGGGGGGGUGGAUCCUCUGACUUGAGGGGCUAACCUGGGAGGCUGCUGGAGCUUCAGCCAGGCAGGAACGCUUCCUUCAACUUCCACAACUGGUGGGUGAGGAGAUUCCCACCUCUCAUAACCCCUGACUAUGUCUCCAAGGCCCCAAUUUCAAGAGCCAGACAGCAGGAAGCCUUAGGAGCUGGCUGGGUUCCAGAUCGGGGAUAGGGAUGGGGAGAAAUACAAACAGUAAAUAAAAGGUUUUUGUAUAAA
Neofelis nebulosa (Clouded leopard) is the source of this 4023-nucleotide messenger RNA. It is a transcript of the gene SMO, whose product is annotated as smoothened, frizzled class receptor. The coding region runs from base 538 to 2928 and encodes 796 amino acids. Gene Ontology annotation, molecular function: transmembrane signaling receptor activity; patched binding. The record is from RefSeq and is a predicted model, not a curated record. Gene Ontology annotation, cellular component: plasma membrane; cilium; dendrite. NCBI's taxonomy places the organism in Eukaryota, Metazoa, Chordata, Mammalia, Carnivora, Felidae. Gene Ontology annotation, biological process: commissural neuron axon guidance; central nervous system development; smoothened signaling pathway. The transcript is spliced from 12 exons.